CAUUAUUAAUGGCAAAUCACAUGUUUGACUGCUGAUUCAGUCUUCCCACCUGCCCUCUUCCGGGCAUUCACUCCCCGGUCAACGUUAUUGACUGACUGUGGACUAAACACCCAGCUGAAACUUCUGAUGGCCUCAGUAUUCUGUCUCCUCCGACCAUGGCUUCCUUCUCCUCCUCCUCUGCUCCUACUAUUCUGCGGCUCUUCCUCUUACUACUCUUCUCGGUAUCUGCACCUCUCCUAACCGUUGCCGGCUCUGUCGCCCACGAGUUCGUCUACCCCAACUUCACCGCCUCCUACCUCCAUUUCGUCGACAACUCCGGCGUGUUCCUCUCCUCCUCCGCUUUCUCCGCUGGCUUUCACAACCCCGGUGGACAGAGCUCCCGCUACUACCUCUCCGUAAUCCACGCCCCGUCCUUCACCGUCGUCUGGACCGCCAACCCCUCCGCCCCUGUCCCUCCCUCCGCCAACCUCGUCCUCGCCCCCGCCGGCCUCACCCUCUCUCUGCCUGACGGCUCUCUCGCUUGGUCCACCCCGCGCCUCGCAGCCCCUGUCGUCGCCCUCCAGCUCCUCUCUUCCGGCGAGUUCCGCCUCCUUGACGCCGCCAACGCUUCCCUCUGGUCCUCCUUCGACCACCCCACCGACACCCUCCUCCCGUCCCAGCUCCUCCCUGCCUCCGCCUCUCUCUCCUCCGCUGUCUCCGACAACGACCCCUCCCCUGGAAACUACCGCCUCCUCAUCACCCCCGGCGACGCCCUCCUGCGAUGGACCGCGAUCUCGCAGAACUACUGGUCCCUCUCCACUGACGUCCGCUUCACCAAAGACUCCAACUUGGAGGUCGGUUACAUGGCCGUAAACGCCACCGGGCUCUACCUCCUUGCCGGCGAUAGGCAAACAACCGUCUUCAGGAUGAUCUCCCCGCCGCCGCAUUCGUCGUCCCCCGACGAGUUCCGCAUCGCGAAGCUAGACCCCAGCGGCAAGUUUCGGAUCCUGAGCUUCGACACCGACUUCGUAGCGCCGAGCAACGACUGCGACCUCCCUUCCGUUUGUGGCUCGCUGGGCCUCUGCUUCCCCAUCGCCAACAACUCCAUCUGUAGAUGCCCGGCCUCGUUCGGGGCUUCGCUGGCCGGCGGGUGCUCCCCGGCCGACGGCUCCAUUUUGGCGAACUCCUCUUGUCCCGAUGAGGACAACAGUGGCUCGGUCUCCUACAUUACCUUGGGUAGCCAAAUCGACUACUUUGGGACCAAAUUCUCGACGCCUAUCACUGCCGGAGCCAACAUUUCCGCGUGCAGCGACCUCUGUUCUCGGAAUUGCUCCUGUCUCGGCUUCUUCUACAAUAACUCAUCAAAGACGUGCUACAUCCUCGAGCACCAGAUAGGUUCUCUCUUCAUCGCGGACAACGGCAGCGGCGACACCUCCACCGCCGGCUACAUCAAGACGCUCAGUCAGCCAUCGCGGCAGCCGCCUUCGAGCGGUUCUCAGUCUUUGGCCCGUCUCCUCGUCGUUUUACUGCCAACUACGGCUACAGUUCUUCUGGUGAUCUCCAUCUGCCUUGUAUGUUACGCAAUGCGGAGGAGGAACAAACGUCAAACGACUGCAGAAAUUUCUAAUGAAGAGGCCGGGAAGGAGGACGAGAUCGCGAUCCCCGGUCUGCCGACCAGGUACACCUACGCUGAGCUCGAGGCCGCCACCGAUAACUUCCAGACACGGAUCGGCUCCGGUGGUUUCGGCUCCGUAUACAAAGGACAGCUCCAGGACAAGUCGUUCGUCGCCGUCAAAAAGAUCAACGCCGUCAGCGUGCAGGGGAGGAGGGAAUUCUGCACGGAGAUCGCCGUCAUCGGCAACAUCCACCACGUCAAUCUCGUGCGGCUGCGGGGGUUCUGCGCCCAGGGCCAGUCGCGGCUGCUCGUCUACGAAUACAUGAACCGCUUCUCGCUCGACCGCGCCCUGUUCGGCCACAGCCUGGUGCUAGAGUGGCGGGAGAGGCUCCAGAUCGCCGUCGGGGCGGCGCGGGGCCUCGCAUACCUCCACACAGGCUGCGAGCACAAGAUCAUUCAUUGCGACGUGAAGCCGGAGAACAUACUUCUUCAUGAUCACAACCAAGUGAAGAUUGCGGACUUCGGAUUGGCCAAGCUGAUGAGCCCGGAGCAGUCGGGGCUCUUCACCACAAUGAGAGGGACAAGGGGCUACCUGGCGCCGGAAUGGCUAACGAACUCCGCCAUCACCGACAAGGCGGACGUGUACAGCUUCGGAAUGGUGCUGCUGGAGAUCGUGAGAGGGCGGAAGAACCGCAAGGAACAGCUCUGGACAGAGCCGAGCGGUUCGUGUGGCUCGUCCACGCCGGAGACGUACUUCCCGAUGGUGGCACUAGAGAUGCACGGGAGGGGGACGUACGAGGAUUUGGCCGAUCCGAGGCUGGAAGGGAGGGUGAACGAGCCGGAAUUGGAGAGGGUAGUGAAGGUGGCGCUGUGCUGUCUGCACCGAGAGCCGGCGCAGAGGCCGAGCAUGACGAAGGUAGCCGCGAUGCUGGAGGGAACGAUGCUGGUCCCCCAUCCGAGGUUGGAGUCCCUCGACUUCUUGAGGUCGUACGGGAGGGGAUUCGGGGAUCCGAAUGCGAGGAGAGGGUGUGGGCCGAACUCCACAAGCGCCGGCAGCGGGUCCUCUGCUUCGCCGCUGCUCUCUUACGUGUCGUCACAGGAGGUGUCGGGACCGAGAUAGCACGCAAACUGUGGAAGCCAUAUCCUAUCCUACCUUCGCGAUCACGGAUCACAAUAUAGAUUUUAAGCAUCAUGUAGUUAUCACAUCUUGAAUUUAUUAUAAAUAUUUUAUUAUAA
This is a messenger RNA of Musa acuminata subsp. malaccensis (wild Malaysian banana), 2830 nucleotides long. RefSeq names its product G-type lectin S-receptor-like serine/threonine-protein kinase At5g35370. The record is from RefSeq and is a predicted model, not a curated record. Gene Ontology annotation, molecular function: ATP binding; protein serine/threonine kinase activity. NCBI's taxonomy places the organism in Eukaryota, Viridiplantae, Streptophyta, Magnoliopsida, Zingiberales, Musaceae. Gene Ontology annotation, biological process: protein phosphorylation.